This is a messenger RNA of Lithohypha guttulata, 690 nucleotides long. RefSeq lists its product as uncharacterized. Lineage: Eukaryota; Fungi; Ascomycota; Eurotiomycetes; Chaetothyriales; Trichomeriaceae. Bases 1 to 690 code for a protein of 229 amino acids. The record is from RefSeq and is a predicted model, not a curated record. The transcript is spliced from 2 exons.
AUGGCAGCAAUUGACGGAUCCCGUGACACGAAGCACAGCCACAUCUUCGUGGCAAGCGUUACGUAUUUCUCCUCUCAUAUGAACACCACAUUCAACUACCUCGCUCUUCUCCUACCUCUUCCGGAAAACAACCACAAGUUCACACUUUUUUCAAUCGAAACCGCAAACAAAAUGGACGAGGAUACUGUUUUCGGCAUCUUCGUGUGCGGAUUCUUCCUGUUCUUUGUCACGUCACCUCUCUGGAUUACAGCAUGCAUUGCCGCUGCUGCCACCCGGCAUUGGUCGAAGGAAAAGACUCGUCGUGCAAAGGGCGGCAUCGCAAGUUCCGAAGCCAAUCCACUAGUCGAAGAAUCUGACUCUGACCAAGAGGAGGACUUCCUUGAUUCGGAGGAUGAGGAGUACUACACAGCCAAGCGAGACCAAAAAGCAAAGGAGAGGGAAGAGAAGGAAAGCGACUGGAAUUUGAGCCCUCGUGCCAAGUUCUUCAAAGAGUGGAAGAAGUGCUGGAAGACUGGCAACAAGGAUCAGCUCACCAAGGAGCGUGAGCUGCGGGAGCAAGAUGAGAGACGAAAGAUAGCCCGAGAAGCAGUGCGGGAAUACCUAAGGAUUGAGAGACGCAGGGCCCGCAAGGCAAGUUCUAAGAACGAGUCUUCGGAAUUGCCAACCUACAGCAAUGCAACCAAGGCAUAG